AUAAUGAUAAUAAUAAAGUUAAACUAGGAUAAUCAAGCUUUUCCAUUAAAUAUUUUAAUGGAAGAAGCACUAACGUCGCGAAGAAUGAAGAUGUUUUGAAACUCAUCGUCGUUCGCUAUUUAUCGUCGUGUAUCAACACUUUUUCUUGACCGCAAAGUGCCGACGAUCUCUCGUGCGGGCUCUCGUUAAUCCGCCGGAUACAAGCCUCGAUAUUAUCCUUUAAAGAGCUGUACAUUAAUGGCCGCCAUGUUGAAGGCGUUCGUCGUUUUGUGAACUCCACGGGAAAAUAAUGAGGUAACGACGGCCUUUACGAUACGUGUACGUGGUGCACGUAUCACGCCUUCGAUCGGACAUUUCUUUUUUUUUUUAUAAAUUUUCAACUAAGUAGUUACAAAAAUGUUACUACUAUAUUAUACAUAUACAUGCGUUUCGUACGUAAUGAAACGUUUACGUAUUGGAUAAGAUGAAAGUCAUAGAUAAUUAAAAUAUCUGUGAUCUCUCAUGUCUUAAUUUUUAUAUUUAUUUCUUUUUCUUUUUGAUUUGUUUGUUAAUAAAUAGAAAAACAAGAUUAUAUACUUAUAAUUAAUAUAACAAAUUUAUGAAAUAUCCGCGGAGUAUAUAGUUUAUCAGAAGAAACUCGAUAUUUAAAAAAAUUUAUGUUAGGUUCGUAUUGGUUUUUUUAAACAAACAUUAAUUAACAUUAAAUAUCGUUAAGAUUACUUGUACGAUACAAGUACGUUCGAUAAAAAUAUUAAAAAUAUUUAAAUUCAAAUUGAGUUUAAAGGUAAAUUCUGUGAUGUUUUUACGAUUACUUUAAGUAUUUUAUUUUAUCGGAACACGUACUAAUAUUUUUUACUCUUUUUCUUUGUUUUCAAAUAGAAACAGAUAGGUUCAAUAAAAAUAACUAAAAUACACACGAUAAGAUACAUAAUGAUCACCUUGAACUAUUUCAUUUUAUUCCUUAUUUUAUAUUGUCAUCUUUAUUAUUAUUUUUUUCUUUUAAAGUUAAAAAUUGUUAAGUGAAAAUUUUUAAAUAUAUAACUAGUAAAAAGAUUUAAAACUUGUUAGCCAGCGACUUGAAACUCAAACGAGUAGUAUUGUGUAGUACACAACGUAGUAAACGAGUAGAGGUGUAGUAUUAUUAUCUCUGUUCGAUCGUUCGCCAAGUUAAUUAAUUCUACGUCGCGUUCGUUAUCGAUGCAUCUUUUUAUAAGCUUUCGUUUAAUCAAAGAUAAUUUUUUUCUUCGCGAGAAAGAAAGAGAGAGAGACAAGGGUGUACAAGUAUAUUCGUAUCAUUAUUACUGCUGACAUCGAGCAGAGUAGACGGAACUAAAAGUAACAGUCACGGGAAAGGAAACAAAGGAGUGGAUGGUAAAUAAAAGAAGAUAAAAGAGAAAAAGUUGUUGGGGAAAUAAUAAAUAUAGUGUAAACUCGUAAAAAGAGAAUUUACGUGAAAGAGAAAGGAAAAUGAAGACGAUACGAACGAUAAUAUGGUUAGUAUUACCAAUCACAAGCUGUCUAGCUUUGCCACCGUCACAACAAGAAUACGCUCGUGGUUCGGUUAGAGCAAAACAAACGACACCAACGUUGCCCAAUAGAAUUACAUCUGUUGUCACUUCGACGAUCGUACCAUCGAUAACAAGUUCAAGUUCGUCUAUAGCGUCAAAUUCAAUGUCUUCGGUUACCACGCCUGUUCCAACAUCUACUUCGUCGGCAACAACCAUAACAGCGUCAUCUUCGUCAAUCAAUCCGAUCGUAUCAAUUGCUUCCACCGAACAGAUUAUGUCAAGAACGGCAGCUACUUCCGGUAGCGGAAGUACCGUGUUCUUGUCUUCAACAAGAAAGGUCAGCACGAAACUGGAUGAACCAACUAGCACGAUGCCCUCUACUUCGGGUAAGGAGACUCGUGAAUCACCUGGGAAGAUUCGACCGCAAAUCAAGCUAACAACAAAUUAUACUAGCGCGAGCGAGACAGGAGUACGAUUGCCGGAAGGAGCAAGCGCGGCAUUGGCGAAGCCCACCAAGUAUCAUUAUUAUCCUCACAAUCAACACAUUUAUUUGCUUCCGGAAUGUGCGGUCCAACAAGUUUGUAAUGCCGUCUACGUGCGAUUGAACUUCACUCAACCGCUUUGCGCCUGUCCAGGACGUUACCGCGACCCUUGCAGCGCUUCCCUUGACAGCGACGAUCAUCACACGACUGAGCUAGUAACUGAUCCACGUACCAAGGCUCUAACACUCGUGAAAACAUGCGAGCCAGUUGCUGAAAUGCGAGAAUGCAGAGCUCCAAGGGAUUGGUCUCUUUUAGCCCUUCAAAAUACACGAACCGGAAAGUCUCACUACUUGGUGAUAUGCCGAUGUCCGGAUUCGAAUAUACUUGAGGGUCCCAUGAGUCACGAUCAACCGACCUAUGCAAGUGUACCAGGAAUUCGUGUUUAUGGAAUGAUGUGUGUGCAAGGAAAUAGAAGAGGCCGACCAUUACGACAUAUACGUAGUCUUAUGGGUUUUAACGACUUGGAGGAAAAUACCGAAAGAUUUUUAUUCGGCAGAGAUGAUAAGCUAGAGUUUCCUUGGGAUAAAGUUCAUCAAUUGAUGAAGAUGGCCGUUUGGGAGUGAUUUACGAUCAGUUCGAAUUUUAUUCUCGCUCUUCGUCUUUUUCUCUCUCUCUCUCUCUCUCUUUCUCUCUCUUUUUCUCUCUCACUCUUACUCUCUCUUUCUCCCUCUCUUUCUCUUUCGAUUUUUUUGAUCUAUCCUUUUUCACAAUCGUCCACCCUUUCUCCCUCUUUCCUCUACGCAUAUCUUUCUUUUUUCUUUAUCUCUUUCUUUUCCUUUCUCUUCUUCCUUUUAAAUCAAACCAUCCAUAUACACCGCUUCAUUUCAUCUUUAUUUAUUACGAUAUCAUCCUUGUCCGCGUUAUCUUUUAGCGUACAAUACUCGUAUAUUUAUAUUAUUCAUUAAGUUAGAUACCGUAAGCUAGGGAUUGGUGUUAAAGCCAGGUGAAUUAGAAUCAGCUCGUAGAUUUUUUUUUUCACUUUUUUCCUUCGUUUCUAAUUUCUAACUUUUUUCUUUCUUUGUCGAGGUUAAAUUUAACGAAUGUAGACAAAAAUCAAUGACUAUAAAAUUUCACGACAAAAUUUCGAUUAUAAGAGCGCAUGUACAUACAUAUAUACGUAUGUAUAUGUAUAUAUAUGUAGACGAUUGAAAAUUUAUGAUGAAUUACGAGAUAUAUAGGUAUAUAUAUAUAUAUAAGUUUCUAAACGAGUAGCUUUUUAAUAAUCUGCUACUACUACAUGCUACUAUUAUUACGAUAAGAUAUCGUCCCUGCUCGUUAUACUAAUCCAACGGGUAAGUUUUAUCUAUUAAGGUAGUAUCGAAAUGAAAGGGUUUGUUAGUAAAGACGAUCGCGUAAGGGGAAAAAAUCUAAUAUUGAUUAUAAAUCAUCAGUGAGGUAGGUAAUUCGCUUAAUUGCACGUAUAGGAAAUCGAUUAUCGUUAUUAUUAUCUGUCAUCUAACAGAUUCCAAUUAAGCGCGAUAAAAACAUAUUCGACUGUAUAAUGUGAUCUUGCUUUUUCUUGAAUUAUUUAAGAUAUAUAAACAUCGCGCGCAAUUAAUCUAUGAUCGCAACAACACGAAUUUAACGUUAAUUAACGUUAAAAAAACGUAUCGAGACCUGACGUCGAAACAAUUCCAGAAGAAAAAAAGAAAAAGAAAAAUAUAUAUAAGAAAAUAUGAUAUAGGUACGUUUAAACGCCUGCGGAAAAUUCUGUGGCCAUAAACUAUGAAAAUAUGUUUUCUACGUGAAAUCAACGUAGGAUUAGAUCAAACUUUCGAUUAUUUUAUGUACGAGUGUACGAUAAAAAGUAUUCUGAAAUAUCAAUGCGUUCGUUCAACUUUGAACUUGUAAAUUAUAUAUACAUAUACAUAUACAUAUAUAUAUAUAUAUAUAUAUAUAUUAACAUAUCUGUUAAU
Molecule: messenger RNA, 3966 nt
Organism: Vespa crabro (European hornet)
Lineage: Eukaryota; Metazoa; Arthropoda; Insecta; Hymenoptera; Vespidae
Gene: dsx-c73A
Exons: 6
Coding region: 1468-2613 (381 amino acids)
Source: RefSeq, a predicted model, not a curated record